AUAUAAUAUAAUAUAUUAUUAAUUGAGUUUUACUAAUUUAUUAAGAAAGUAAUAUAUACUAUAUAUAAUAUAUCAGUUUGUAAUUAUUAAGAAACUACUUACUAAAAAGUUGUUAAUUUACAAAAAAGAGAAAACGCACAUUUUUUUAAUGAUACCACUAAUGCAAUCAACUAAUUCCAAUGAACCACACGUUGAAAAUAUUGUACAAGGACCACCACAGUUACCACCUUUACAUAAAGGACAAAAAAUACAAAGUGGUCCAUAUACUAUUACCGUAACAGAUGAUAUGGUUGCACAAAGGGAAAGACAAAAUCAAGAAUUAUAUAGAGCGUGGUUACAUGAGCAAAGAAGAAGAGAAAUGGAUGAUGAUUAUAUGGGAGAUUUUAAAGAUUCGGUAGUGAGGAGGAACUUUAUUAGGAAAAUUUUUUGCAUAUUGGGCAUGCAACUUCUAUUUACAACAGCUGUCGUAGCAUUUUUUAUGUUUGUACCUGUUGCACGAGAAUUCAUGUUAGUUAAUUGGUUUAUUUGGCUAAUAGCUUUAAUAAUCUUUAUGAUCACAUACUGCGCUAUAGCAUUUUCUGAUUGUGCAAGACGCCAUACACCAAAUAAUUACAUCUGUCUUUGUUUGCUGACAAUGGCUAUGUCAUAUUUGGCUGCUUUUGCUUCUGUAUUUUAUGCUGUAGAAGUUGUUCUUAUAGCGUUAGGCAUGACAACAAUUGUAACUAUCACAAUUAGUUUUAUAGCCACAUUCACUAAGUUUGAUCUAACCAUGCGAACAGGAUUGAUAACAAUAAUUGGAUUAGUUGGAAUUAUUGCUCUUUUUGUAAUGGUGAUGGUAUCAAUAUUUAUGUAUAUAAAAACAUUGCACAUAAUAAUGGCCAUUAUAGGAACACUUCUUGUAUCAAUGUAUCUAUUUUUUGACGUACAAACAAUCAUGGGUGGACGAAGAAUAGAAUUAAAUCCAAACGAAGUUGUUUAUGCAACUACUCAAAUUUAUGUUGACAUAAUUUUACUGUAUCAGUACAUUCUUAUGUUGCUAGGUUUAUUUCACGAAGGAUAAAUACAGAAAAUUUAUUACAUUUUGUAUUUAUA
Vespa mandarinia (Asian giant hornet) is the source of this 1092-nucleotide messenger RNA. Its product is annotated as protein lifeguard 3. Gene Ontology annotation, biological process: negative regulation of apoptotic signaling pathway. The record is from RefSeq and is a predicted model, not a curated record. Gene Ontology annotation, cellular component: endoplasmic reticulum; Golgi apparatus; membrane. NCBI's taxonomy places the organism in Eukaryota, Metazoa, Arthropoda, Insecta, Hymenoptera, Vespidae.